AUGUUUGAGCGCUUUUACGUGCAAAGUGUCUCUGACCAGCUGUACCUGGACGAGAAGGACAACGGCAUUGAGGGGUUCCGUACGCUCACCAACUUCACUCCCGACGAGUUCAAGACGAUCUGGAGUGUCGUCGUGUUGGCUCUCCAAGCUCGAUGGAACGACAGCAGCGGACGGAAGCCCACGUCCACACCAAAGAAUGCAUUCUUCAUGAGUCCUCAUGAACCUGGCUCCGUGUCGGAUCUCGCCAUGUUCCGCAAGCGGCUCGAUGUACACGUGACGAAGCCACCUACAGAGACGGCGGUCAAUGUUAACGCGACUGGCGGCCUCGACCGCCAUGACCUCGAACGCAAUGCUGCGGUAUCCGCCGACCGCGUGAACGUCGAAAACUUCUUCAGCCGCAUGUACGAUGGUAUUCAACGACUCACCUUCGCAUUGAUGAACUUCCACGUUGGUCAUAUGACGCUUCGCGAAGACGACCGCCACCAGUAUUGCUUGAUCCUUGUGCGCUACGCAUGUAUGGGAGAGGAGAAGAAGUCCCAGCGUACCACGAUCCAGUGUCGCUAUGUCCUCCGUCGUGCGGAACGACGCACCACUGUCGACUGUCCAUAG
Aphanomyces astaci is the source of this 609-nucleotide messenger RNA. RefSeq lists its product as hypothetical. NCBI's taxonomy places the organism in Eukaryota, Oomycota, Saprolegniomycetes, Saprolegniales, Verrucalvaceae. The transcript has 5 exons. The record is from RefSeq and is a predicted model, not a curated record. Bases 1 to 609 code for a protein of 202 amino acids.